Molecule: messenger RNA, 2665 nt
Organism: Austrofundulus limnaeus
Lineage: Eukaryota; Metazoa; Chordata; Actinopteri; Cyprinodontiformes; Rivulidae
Gene: tmprss2
Product: transmembrane serine protease 2
Exons: 12
Coding region: 81-1397 (438 amino acids)
Biological process (GO): proteolysis
Cellular component (GO): membrane
Molecular function (GO): serine-type endopeptidase activity; protein binding
Source: RefSeq, a predicted model, not a curated record
GGACAGCCUGACAGACAGACCAACAAAGCUUUGAAGGAUUAUGUAAAGAGGAAGAAAACCCACAAAGCUGAAGUCCUAAAAUGAAUGAACCUGUUUACAACAACCAGAGCUUUCAGAAUGACGAACAGAAACCUUAUCCAUCUUCUUAUCCAUAUCCUUUCUACCUGCCAUACAUGGGCUCUCCUGCUGCUGGCCCUGCUGCUGGCCCUGCCCACAUCAUUACUACCCACCAGACUGACUCACCUAGAGCACUGCUGGCUCAGAAGCGAAGGACAGGAGGAAAGGCAUGUCCCUGGAAGUACGUUCUCUCUGGAUGUCUCUGUAUAUUUCUUGUCCUGGCAGCACUCGGUCUCCUGAUCUGGUACUUCUUUUACUACCAGUGUWUAUUGGGGAAGUCAUGUGGACCUGGUGGGAAGUGUCUGAGCCUCUCCCAGUGGUGUGAUGGGGUCCAAGACUGCUCAGAUGGAGAGGAUGAAUCCCACUGCUUUCGUCUCCAAGGGACCAACUUCCUGUUAGAAAGUUACUGUUCAGAAAACCAGCUGUGGAUACCUGUGUGUGCAGAGAACUGGGACGACAGCUACGGGAGAGCUGUGUGUGAYCAGAUGGGCUACAGACGCAUUCGUUUCGUGUCUCACCAUGGGGAACGCCUCCUGUGUGCAAAAUGUGGCACAAAUUCAGCAGAUCCCAGCAGUCGUAUUGUGGGCGGCACAGAGGCUGUGAACGGAGCCUGGCCGUGGCAGGUCAGUCUCCAGAUUUCUAAUCAACAUGUGUGUGGAGGCUCCAURAUCGGCCCGAAGUGGAUCCUGUCUGCAGCACACUGCUUCCAGAGAUACUCCAGUCCUGCCAACUGGAGGGUACACUACGGUGAUGUGCGCUUAUCACRCAUGAUGCUUUAUAAAGACGUACAAAGAAUCAUUAUUCAUGAAAACUAUGAUCCAGAAACUAGUGACAAUGAUGUGGCUCUUCUAAAGCUGAWCACACCUUUAUCCUUUACAAGCACAGUGAGACCCGUGUGCCUCCCCAACACUGGGGUGAACAUUCCUGCAGAGAGUCCAGCCUGGAUCACAGGAUGGGGAGCUCUGUACUCACAUGGACCAUCACCACGUGUACUAAAUCAAGCUCAGGUGACCAUUUUUGACCGACAGACCUGUAAUGAUCCUCGUGUGUUGAAUGGGGCUGUCACUCGGAGCAUGUUGUGUGCAGGAAAGCUGGAAGGAGGUGUGGACAGCUGCCAGGGGGACAGUGGAGGCCCUCUGGUGGUUAAGACACAAAAUGUAUGGUGGCUGGCAGGGGACACUAGCUGGGGAUAUGGAUGUGCUCAAAAGAACCUGCCAGGAGUUUAUGGCAACAUAACCUAUUUUACUGAGUGGAUAUCAGAACAGUUACAGAAUGAAUGACACUGCAGGUCCUAUGAAGGCACUUUAAACCAAAACUUUGAUGGAACUCCACAUGAAUGUAUUUCAUGGGUUUUUUUUAACAACACUGAAAGAAAUGAAUGUUGUUCCCUCAAUACUGAAUGUUUACAUUUUGACACAAUCUAGUUAUUUAGUCAAGAAGCACUGCCGUGUGUGAGCCGUCACAUCCAAGGAUGAAGUCACGAAGUCUAACUGUGUGUGGAGAAACAGGCAGCUGUCAUUGGUUUAAAUAUUUGCAAUAACUGCAUUUUGUCAAAAAUGUAAAGAAUAAAUACGUUAUCUGCAGGAAAUAUAAACUUCAAGUUUUUGAAGCACUCUUUUGAGCAACAAAAACAAAACAAGAUUUUGAGCUASAAAGCCUUGAAUAUUUGAUAUUUUCCCUGUGAGUUAGCAAAGSUUUUUUUUCUUUCCAGCUGAAAAUAUCUCAAUAUCCAAAUAUUAUUUGAUGUUCCUUCUUUACAGUGAUGUAAAAUAUCCUCAUUAGAAAAACCUAAAAACAAGAUUUAGGCCAAAUAUUAUUGUAUUGUUCUGAUUAUGCUCCAUAUGUCUGGAAUAAACAGCUCCGGAAAAUAUUAAGAGACCAUUUUAUAAUGAUCACUUUCUGUGAUUUUACUUUUUAUAUGUAUGAAACAGCUAAACUACAUAUCACUUGUUUUUUAAAGGAUGCUAAACUUAAAAUUUUGUAUUUUUAUGGCAGGCAGACUGUGUAGUACCUGGUGAUGAUAUGUUUUGGGCAAAUUAGUGUGUAUMUAGCAUUGAUCUGUAUUACUGGARUGCUGGAAAUUAAUCUGGGAGGGGGUUCAGAGGUAUGCAGCAGAUUCUAGAGCAGAGGACAAUGGGAUCCAGACCACAGUCUGUGAUGGACUCCAGUCCCUCCGACUCUGCUGACCUUCUGCAGUGUGGACUCAGUGGAUGGCUGCUGUCCCUGACCUGCUCUACUGACAGCCCCUCCAUCAGAAGACUUGUGGACCCUGAGAGACUCUAUUUUUAUGCAUACCAUAUAUUUAUUGUUUUAUUUUUAAAAAUUUUGUGUGCAAUGAUUAGAGUUUUAUUAGUUUUUAGUAUUUUUAAAUGUUUAGUGUAUUUAGUGUUGAAGGAAAUUUUGUAAAUGACUAACUGAAUUUUGGAUCCAGUUUUGCAUUUUUACACUUUCUGAUCAUUGCAGCCAUAAAGGUUAAAACAGACAAAGAGUUGGCGUGUGUUAUCAUGUGUUCUUUCUGUCUGUGUAAAUAAAAGCUGGUUAUGUUCUA